UAUAAAACAAAUACAUAAUAAAACAAUCUUAUUUUGUUAAAUUAACAGCAAUAUUUUUUAAAUAGGCGCCCUUUAGGCUGCUUUUAUUAGUAAUUUUUUGCUGUCUAGGUUGGCUACCCAUUUAAAAAUUUAUUACAAAUUACAAAAAGUGAGGUUAUAACAAAUAGUCAUAAAAAUAGAGUUCUAAAAAUUAGUAAAUAAUCCAUUAUGAAAUUUCGUGGUCUCAUAACAGACACUUCAGUAAUGAAGGAUUUUAUGAACAUAGCUACAGGCCUUUCCAGAUUUUCAAAAGAAUGUGUAAUGCGAAUAACAGAAAGAAAAGUGUAUUUCAUAAUAUCAGACGAAGAUAACGGACCUAGAAGGCCACUAGCGUGGUGCGAAUUACCUGUUAGUUUUUAUUUUAGAGAAUAUAACUUGGUUGGGGUUACAGAAGAACAUAAUGAGAUUUAUUUAGAGUUUUCGACAGCACUCUUGGCAAGGUCGUUAUCAAUUCUAAAGCAAAAUGUUAAGUCACUAAAAAUUAAAUUAACCAAUAAAGAUUCUCCUUGUCUAACACUUGAAAUGGAAAUGGCGUCUGAGGCUACACAAAGCAGACAAUGUGUGCAUGAUAUUCCAGUUGAAGUGAUUUCUAGGAAACAUUGGAAUGAUUAUGAGGAACCAAGAUUUAAUGAUUUUCACGUUUCAAUAGAAAUGCCUAAUUUAAAAACGAUUAAAACAAUAGUUGAAAGAAUGAGGAAUAUGAGUCACAGUUUAACUGUAUCAGCUACAAAGGAUGGACGACUUACAUUUCAAAUAAAAACGAACAUUGUUACGCUAUCAUCACAUUUUCCCGGUCUAGGAGUUGAAAGUUUUGCCAGUAAUAUAAAAAUCACAACAUCAUAUAUAAAUAAUUCUAUAAUUCUAGUUGGACAAUUGGAAUUGACUUCAUCAGAUUCACAAGAAGAGGACCAGCAGAAAGUUAGCUCAAUAGUGGACAUCAAAAAGUUCCUAAUGUUUUUAUCAGGAAUGCAGCUAAACAGUUGCCGAACAGUCUGCAGCAUAGUCCAUGGUAAAAUGGUAAAGCUCUUCAUGGAACAGCCUGGGGCUCUCUCCUUACAAAUUUUUCUCACCCAAUUAAGUAUUUAAACCAUUUAUUUUGUAAAAACGCACGCACACACUAUUAAAGUAACCAGAAUCAAAAACGGCAGCCAUGUCUUAACAAACCCAGCAAAACUAACAUACUUUGAGUACAACAACAUAAAAAAUGCCAAUUUCACCAUAUUCCAACUUUUCGAAUCAUCAUAUUGCAUCAGAUUAAGCGCGGUGGCAACGUGAGAGUGACAAUUAUCGCAGCAUAAAUUGUGCAUACGUCCGCUAUAAAUUUCUGAAGCUUCAGUAACUGCACGGUCCCAGCCGGAAAUUCCCCCGUGUGCCAGUGACGGUUUCAGCUGCCAGUACUUAGUAGGGCGGCCGAAGGCCAUGUCGUCUUCGGAAACGUAGUAAGGGCCGGCAAAAUCCCGGAUAACCCCCGAGGACAGGGCUAUCCCCAUGUGCCCAAUAAUGGGGAAAAGCCAGGUCAGGAACGGGAUUGGGGUCCAGACUAUGCAGCAAGGGUAGCGGUCGCGGGACUUGUCGAUUUCGCCGAACUGUGCCAUGUCGCCACUUUCAGGGCUUGCCAUGUUAUUAAGCCGCAAAAUUUUGCAUUUUUAGCCCCACUUGUGACCUAACCUAUAAACCAGUGUUGAUCUGUCAAAUUGUGAAUAAUACAGGCGAUCAGCUGGUUCUUGUUAAUGCUUACACUACAAAGUUAUUGACGAUUAAUUUGACCCACUGCAUUUUUAGAAGGUAACUACGCACGAAUUGCAAGUGCUUGUUAUUAGAAGAGGCGCAUAAAUUUAAACUCAUACAGUUAAAAAAAUAUAUAUAUUUUAUUGAAA
Tribolium castaneum (red flour beetle) is the source of this 1916-nucleotide messenger RNA. It is a transcript of the gene Hus1-like, whose product is annotated as Hus1-like. Lineage: Eukaryota; Metazoa; Arthropoda; Insecta; Coleoptera; Tenebrionidae. Gene Ontology annotation, biological process: mitotic intra-S DNA damage checkpoint signaling; nucleotide-excision repair; telomere maintenance. The coding region runs from base 208 to 1125 and encodes 305 amino acids. The transcript is spliced from 5 exons. Gene Ontology annotation, cellular component: checkpoint clamp complex; nucleolus; site of double-strand break. The record is from RefSeq and is a predicted model, not a curated record.